AUGCAGGAAAUCACAGCAGCUGCUAAAGCUGCAAAUAUUCACAGCUUUAUUGUCUCUUUGCCUGAAGGUUACAACACUAACUUGGGCACUAGUGGAGCUCAGUUAUCUGGGGGGCAGAAGCAAAGAGUAUGUAUAGCACGUGCACUGAUCAGGUCACCUCGACUACUACUGCUUGAUGAAGCGACUUCAGCGUUAGAUGCAAAUAGUGAACGUACUGUUUCCGAAGCAUUGGAAAAAGCAGCUAAAGAUAAAGGUAAAAUUAUUGAACAAGGCACACAUAUGGAGUUGAUACGUCAACGAGGCCAGUACUGGCGAAUGUGUAGAGGCCAGAACGUCACAUAA
Arctia plantaginis is the source of this 342-nucleotide messenger RNA. Lineage: Eukaryota; Metazoa; Arthropoda; Insecta; Lepidoptera; Erebidae. The record is from the annotation of a GenBank genome assembly.